This is a messenger RNA of Zasmidium cellare ATCC 36951, 3183 nucleotides long. RefSeq lists its product as uncharacterized. Bases 1 to 3183 code for a protein of 1060 amino acids. The record is from RefSeq and is a predicted model, not a curated record. The transcript has 2 exons. Lineage: Eukaryota; Fungi; Ascomycota; Dothideomycetes; Mycosphaerellales; Mycosphaerellaceae. Gene Ontology annotation, cellular component: mitochondrion. Gene Ontology annotation, molecular function: L-glutamate dehydrogenase (NAD+) activity.
AUGGCAGAACAGACGAACGGCACCGCCAAUGGCGACGUGCCCAAGAACAAGCUCCUGGACACUGUCGCAAGAACGCCAGGACGACAGCCUUCACCGCAACCCACUCAUCUGAGCGUUCCUGGAGCGAUACCUCAACGUCCGCAUGUGCUUCACGAGAAGGGCUCCGGCUAUGUCGCGCCCAAGUUCGAAGGCAAGGUGCAGCAGAUGGAGGAGGUCAUGGAUGCUGUAGAAGAGAAGGGCUUCAUUCCGGGUGAUCUGGUCGAGCCCGAGACCAAGUGGUUUUACAACGAGCUCGGCAUUGACGACAUGUACUUCAGUACAGAGGCCGUGGACGCCAUUGUCAGCCAUAUCCACUCGCUGUAUGCUGCCAAGGUUGCGGCGUAUGCGAGGGACGACAAGAAGCUCGAUAUCAGACUCGACAAAGAGGCCACCGACCAUGCGGUGUACAUUGACACCAGUGUACCUGGCAUCAGUGUGCACAAUGGCUCUGGUUUCGAGCAGAGGCUUGAGCAGAAGUACCUGGACGGUAGCAGAGGCCUCAGCAGCUACCGCGUGGAGUCCUUCAGAUCACCUAGCAAGAUCCCAGGCGGUGACGACCAGUCGCUUCGAUGCUACUUCGUCUACCAGUCCUCCUUCAAGAACAAGAGCCCUCGGCCAGACGAGACAAAGGUAGAAGAGCUGGGAGAUGAGCGAUUUCUACAAAAGACGACCAGCAACACUCGCGAAAUCUAUCAGAGCGUGAUGGAUGCGGUCGUGCAACGAACAGGUCCAGUGAUUGACAUGUACGAUGUCGAAGGCUCUCGCGAGAAGAGACUGGUCGUUGGGUUCAAGCAAGGCUCUGCUCUGGGCUUGUUCGCAGCGCUGAGUGACUUGUACCACUACUACGGACUGACCUCGUCGAGGAAGUACGUCGAGCAGUUCAGCAACAGCAUCACGAUCAUGUCGAUCUACCUUCGACCCUCGCCGAACGUCGCGAACAAGCACCCACCGAUCGAGGCCAGCAUUCACCAGGUCAUGAAGGAGAUCUCGCUGCUUUACUGUAUCCCACAGAACAAGUUCCAGCCACAUUUCACCAGUGGCAGACUCUCGCUACAAGAGUCGAUCUACGCUCACUGCGUCUGGGUCUUUGUCCAGCACUUCCUGAACAGACUUGGAAACGAGUACAACACGCUUCGAUCUGUGCUGGAUACGAGCAAUAGCGUACAUGCUGAGCUUCUCACCAAGCUCAAGAAGAGGCUGCGUACAGAGACGUUCACGGCCGACUACAUUCUCGAGAUCAUCAACCAAUACCCAGACCUCAUUCGAUCAUUGUAUUUGGCGUUCGCAAGCACCCACUACGUUCAGACCCGCGGUGAGCAGGACGACUUCUUGCCCACACUCUCGUACCUGCGAAUGAAGGUCGACCGAGUGCUUAGCGACGAUGAGCUGAAGGACAUGAUCUCGAAGACCGCCAUCAACGAGCACCACGAAAUGGUCAUGACGGCCUUCCGCGUGUUCAACAGUGCAGUCCUCAAGACCAACUUCUACACCCCGACCAAGGUCGCCCUCAGCUUCCGCAUGAACCCAUCUUUCCUGCCGCCAGAGGAAUAUCCACAGCCUCUGUAUGGCAUGUUCCUGGUCAUCAGCUCGGAGUUCAGAGGAUUCCAUCUUCGUUUCCGAGACAUCGCGCGUGGUGGCAUUCGCAUUGUGAAGUCUAGGAGCAAGGAGGCGUAUGCCAUCAACGCACGAUCUCUGUUCGACGAGAACUACAACCUGGCGAACACUCAACAACGCAAGAACAAGGACAUCCCUGAGGGUGGUAGCAAGGGUGUUGUUUUGCUCGACAUUCAGCAUCAGGACAAAGUAGCGGUGGCCUUUGAGAAGUACAUCGACAGUAUCAUGGACCUGCUUCUUCCACCUACCAGCCCUGGUAUCAAGGACCCCAUUGUCGACCUCCACGGCAAGGAAGAGAUCAUCUUCAUGGGUCCUGAUGAGAACACUGCAGACCUCGUCAACUGGGCAACAGAACACGCAAAAGUUCGAGGGGCACCCUGGUGGAAGUCGUUCUUCACUGGCAAGUCGCCCAAGUUGGGAGGUAUCCCUCACGAUUCGUACGGUAUGACGACGCUGUCCGUUCGCGAAUACGUCAAAGGCAUCUACAGGAAGCUCAACUUGGACGAGACUCAAGUGCGCAAGUUGCAGACUGGUGGCCCAGACGGAGAUCUCGGCUCAAACGAGAUUCUGCUCGGCAACGAGAAGUACGUCUCGAUUGUCGAUGGCUCUGGUGUGCUUGUCGACCCCAACGGUCUUGAUCGUUCGGAGCUGUUGCGCUUGGCCAAGGAGCGUAAGAUGAUCGUCAACUUCGACAUCUCCAAAUUGUCAAAGGAUGGCUACCGUGUGCUUGUCGAGGAAAACAACGUCAAACUGCCAUCCGGAGAGACCAUCAACAACGGCACAACCUUCCGCAACACCUUCCAUCUCCGCGAUGCUGAGAAUUACGACGUCUUCGUGCCUUGUGGUGGCCGCCCCGAGUCGAUCGACUUCACCAGCGCAGGCAAGCUUAUUUCCAAGGGCAAGCCAACCAUCCCCUAUAUCGUCGAAGGUGCCAACCUCUUCAUCACUCAAGAGGCUAAGUUGCGUCUCGAGAAGGUCGGCUGCAUUGUCUUCAAGGAUGCUUCGGCAAACAAGGGAGGUGUCACCAGCUCGUCUCUGGAAGUACUCGCAUCGCUGUCGUUCGAUGACCAGAGCUUCAUCGAGAACAUGUGUGUUGGUGCGGAUGGCAGCGUGCCCCAAUUCUACCAGGACUACGUGCGUCAAGUGCAGAAGGUCAUCCAAGAAAACGCACGUCUGGAGUUCGAGGCUAUCUGGCGCGAGCACGAACAGACUGGUGUGGCGAGGAGUAUUCUGAGUGAUCAGCUCAGCACUGCCAUCACGAAGAUGGACGAGGAACUGCAGGGAACGGAGCUGUGGGAUAACAUCCCUCUGCGGAGGAGUGUUCUCAACGACGCACUACCGAACCUGCUCUUGCAGAAGAUCGGUCUGGAGAAGAUCCUCGAGCGGGUCCCAGAGAACUACCUCCGCGCCAUCUUCGGCAGCUUCCUCGCCAGCCGCUUCAUCUACACCAUGGGCAUCUCGGCCUCGCCCGUCAGCUUCUUCGCCUUCAUGAACGAACGCAUGGCACAUCUGGUCAACGGCGUGCACUAG